This is a messenger RNA of Chilo suppressalis (striped riceborer), 714 nucleotides long. Lineage: Eukaryota; Metazoa; Arthropoda; Insecta; Lepidoptera; Crambidae. The record is from the annotation of a GenBank genome assembly.
AUGCCCAGUUGCGCCAUAGUAAACUGUAAAAACUCUACAAAUACCGCUCGAGCCGGUCGUGAUAAAGGAAAUAUCUCCUUUCAUCGGUUUCCUAGAGACCCCAAAGUCAAAGAUAAAUGGAUUGAAGCGACGGGGAAUAAAGAUUGGUUUCCAACAAAACACAGUCGCAUUUGUUCUAUACAUUUUAACGAAUACGACUUUACGGAAACGAAUAAGUUUCGACGACUGCAUACACUAGCAAUACCGACUAUUGAUGUACUGAAAACGUCAAAUAACAAUGAAAUCAUCCAUCAACCAACGACAUCAAAAGAGAAUGCGCCAUUGAAUAUACCCAAGAAAAGAAAUUUUGUACACAAACUGAUUCUUGCUCAACAAACAAUUUUAGAGAAAAACAAGCAAAUAAAGCGGUUGAGGGAACAGAAUCGUCGCAAAGAUAAAAAGAUACUCACACUACUGGCGGCGCGUGAAAUCGACUUCAUCCGGUAUGAAGACUGGCCCUCCUCCAAUCCAGAUUUGAGUCCGUUAGAUUACAAGAUAUGGCAACACUUGGAGGAAAAGGCGUGCUCAAAGUCUCAUCCCAAUUUGGAGUCACUCAAAACAUCCUUGAUUAAGGCAGCAGCCGAUAUUGACGUGGACCUCGUUCGUGCUGCCAUAGACGACUGGCCGCGCAGAUUGAAGGCCUGUAUUCAAAAUCAAGGAGGUCAUUUUGAAUAA